Messenger RNA from Nerophis ophidion (straightnose pipefish), 2808 nucleotides. Its product is annotated as semaphorin-6D-like. Gene Ontology annotation, molecular function: chemorepellent activity; semaphorin receptor binding. The transcript has 21 exons. Gene Ontology annotation, biological process: negative chemotaxis; axon guidance; neural crest cell migration. NCBI's taxonomy places the organism in Eukaryota, Metazoa, Chordata, Actinopteri, Syngnathiformes, Syngnathidae. The record is from RefSeq and is a predicted model, not a curated record. The coding region runs from base 222 to 2759 and encodes 845 amino acids.
GCGUGGCCUGCAGAGGCCGGGCUGCUCCUUGUGUGUGCGCAGCAGCACGUCUUCUUCCUGCGCUCUUCGCGGACCUCAAAGAAGACUUCCGUCCGCGCGGACGUGCACGCGCAUAGCUCCACUGAGGGGGUCAACCCCCACCUGCACCGUCCUGGCCACUUCCUGUCAGCUGACGGCGACGCCCACUAUGACCCGCUGAAGCCCGCCUCCUCUGCUGCAAAAUGUCAGGCGGGCGGCCAACAUGGACGCUGACCUGGCUGCUGCUGCUGCUGCUGGUUUCCUGCUGGCCCUGCCAGGACUCUUUCCCUGCCGACCUGCAGCCCAUCAGCCUGGUGGAGCGGGAGCAGUCGCGUCACUACGCCGCCUUCAGCGCAGCACUGGACAACCACACGCUACUCGCUACUCUGGACUUCCAGGGCAUGUUGCGUGUCAACCACCUGCUCUUCAUCACCGCCAGGGAUCAGGUGUUUGCAGUCAACUUGAGCACAGCAGCAGAGAACUUCAUCCCUCAGCUGACGCUGACGUGGCGUUCCAAAGAUGUCAGCAAGUGUGCGGUCCGGGGAAAGAACAGCGACGAAUGUUUCAACUACGUCAAAGUCCUGGUGCCACGAGACGACGAGACCCUGUUUGCCUGCGGGACCAACGCCUUCAACCCCACCUGUCGGAACUACAAGAUGACCACGCUGGAGCAGGUGGGGCCGGACCUGGUGGGCCAGGCUCGUUGUCCUUUCGAGUCGGGACAGUCCAUCGCGGGACUGUUUGCCGGCGGAGACUUCUACUCGGCCACCAUGACCGACUUCCUUGCCAGUGACGCCGUGAUCUACCGGAGCCUCGGAGACGGGCGGCCCGUCCUGAGGACUGUCAAGUACGACUCCAAGUGGCUCCGAGAGCCACACUUUCUGCACGCCGUGGACUACGGAAGCUACGUCUACUUCUUCCUGCGUGAGAUAGCAGUGGAGUACACCGCCUUGGGGAAGGUUGUGUUUUCUCGGGUGGCGCGAGUGUGUAAGAAUGAUAACGGCGGCUCCCCAAGAGUUCUGGACAAGUACUGGACUUCCUUUCUGAAGGCCCGUCUGAACUGUUCGGUUCCGGGAGAUUCUUUCUUCUAUUUUGACGUGCUGCAGUCACUCACCAAUGUGCUGCAGAUCAACGGCAGGCCCGCCGUGGUCGGUGUCUUCACCACGCAGGCCAACAGCAUCCCCGGCUCUGCAGUUUGUGCGUUCUACAUGGAUGACAUUGAGAAGGUGUUCAACGGAAGGUUCAAAGAGCAGCGGAACAGCGACUCAUCGUGGACUCCGGUACCUGAUGAGCAGGUUCCCAAACCCAGACCCGGGUCGUGUGCGGGCGAUGGCCCGGCCGCCGACUUCAAGUCUUCCGUUCAGUUCCCGGACGAGACGCUGAUGUUUAUCAAGUCGCACCCUCUGAUGGACGAAGCUGUUCCCUCCGUCAACCACCGGCCUUUUUUCACCAGGACGUCCGACAGGUCCAAGCUGACCCAGAUUGUGGUGGACGUGGCAGCUGGCCCCAACAAGGAUUGGACCGUCAUGUUCCUAGGCUCGGACGAGGGGAGAGUCCUGAAGGUUUUGACCGGCAUACUUCCCAAUGACACUAUCGGAUCCAAACUUCUGGAGGACAUAGACGCCUAUGAUCCAUCUAGGUGUGAUAUUCAGGACCGGCAAGACAGGAAGGUUCUGGGCCUGGAGCUGGACAAGGACCAUCACGCCUUGUUCGUGGCAUUCAGCAGCUGUGUCAUCCGAGUGCCGCUCAGCCGCUGCGGCAGACAUGGUGCCUGCAAAAAGGCAUGUUUGGCCUCUCAAGACCCGUACUGCAUCUGGCUGCGCACGGGGAGCUGCACUAACAUGGCGCCAGGUUUCAAGGCGGGGUUCGAACAAGACAUCGGGGGCGACCACUCGACUGCUGCCGGCUGUAACGCUGACGACUUGGAGAACUCCCGUGACCAGGAGUCACCCGCCGACUCUGCAUACGGGGUCCAGGGUCUUCCUGACGUGGACCAGCACUCAGCCGCUCACGUGCAUUACACGCUGCUCCUCGCCUGCGUGCUGCUCGCCUUCUUCCUGGGCGCCAUCUUGUCUGCCUUCCUGGCGUCGUGCUACUGCGACCGCAGCUCCGACCACCGCAAGAGGAAGUUGUCCAAGGACCCUGAAGUGGCGCUGCCACCUGCCCUGUCUCUGCGCUCUCUCGCCAAGCUCAACGGCCUCCUGGACGGACAGCCCGAGGACGAGAAGACAGACAUAUCCACCUGUCCAAAGGUGUAUCCCUCUUUCAUCCCCAGCGCAGGCACAGAGACGCACAUUUUCAGUGCUGCGCACCAGAACCUUCCUCUGGGAGAAGCUCAACUCAGCCUUUGCCAGGUACCGCCCACUACCUUGUUCGCCAUAAGUACUGGGAUGCACCAACUUCAAAAAUCAUUUAUGAACAUCCAGCCAUCUAUCCAUCUUCUUCCGCUUAUCGUCCAGCUCUUCCCAGGGGAUCCCGAGGCGUUCCCAUACCAGCCGGGAGUCAUAGUCUUCCCAAUGUGUCCCGGGUCUUCCCCGUGGCCUCCUACCGGUUGGACGUGCCCUAAACACCUCCCUAGGGAGGCGUUCGGGUGGCAUCCUGACCAGAUGCCCGAGCCACCUCAUCUGGAGCAGCGGCUUUACUUUGAGUUCCUCCCGGAUGGCAGAGCUUCUCACCCUAUCUCUAAGGGAGAGACCCGCCAGCCGGCGGAGGAAACUCAUUUAGGCCGCUUGUACCCGUGAUCUUAUCCCUUCGGUCAUAACCCAAAGCUCAUGACCAUAGGUGAGGACA